AUGAAUCAAUGUGUCUCUCAACCCCUCCCCCUCUCCCCCUCCGGCCCCGCGCAACAGGACUCCAUUGUGGGCGUGUCCGCCUCCAGCAUGACUGCUCAGCAUAGAUUCCCAGUCAUUUCUGGUGGCAAAGAACGAGUAGAUAGGACCGUCCAAGCGUUGACGCCUGCCUUCCGUGGCGACCCAGUGUACACAUGGUUGCUGCAUACAUCCAACUCGUCUGACCAUGAAUCUGUACGUUUCAAGCUACUCCGCGCUUUUCUCACCCAAUGCGCGCUCAACAACGGCCUGUUUAUCGAGGUGGACGAUUAUGGUUCCUGCGGUCUUCUCAUACCGCCAGGGGCAGCAGCUGAGAAUCCGUGGACACUGUUACAAGCAGGGAUAAUUCCCGCGCUCUGGAACAUCGGCCUGGGCACUUUCAAGCGUGCUUUCCUCGAGUACGCCCCCUCCACUGAGCGUAUGAUGGAAGAGGCGUUUACUGAGGAAGAGCGGAAGAACCAUUGCCAUGGAGAGGUCAAUCUGGGUAAGGGCAAGGUUGGCCGAGAUGGUUUGCCGAGGAAGGCUGGCGAGGGCAUCGUAGUUCGGUCGAUGUCAUGGCGCCCUUGA
Molecule: messenger RNA, 603 nt
Organism: Diaporthe amygdali
Lineage: Eukaryota; Fungi; Ascomycota; Sordariomycetes; Diaporthales; Diaporthaceae
Exons: 4
Coding region: 1-603 (200 amino acids)
Source: RefSeq, a predicted model, not a curated record